AUGAAAGAGUCUACUGGAAACUUGGAGUCAGGCCUAACUCGAUUCUUGAACAGCCUCUACGCUUGUUUUCGCUUUAUGUCAAGAUUUUUAGUUCUUUGUCAAUUCUGUGAAUGUCCUAAAAUUAAACGAAAGACACGGUCAACAAAUGGCAAUGGAGAGCAGAGAACUGAAAAGUCUGAUUGCGAUAGAGGUGGUGACGCUGUCAGCAGAAGUUUUAGCUUUCCUAAACGUUAUAUCCUAAUGAUAAUGACUUUCCUUGGUUUUAUGAACAUGUACGCUUUGCGUGUUAAUUUGAAUGUCGCUAUCAGCGCUAUGGUGAAUAAUCAUACAAUUCACCAGAAAGGCUACACCGUUAUCCGGGUAAGAAUUUACUUUUUUCCUUUGUUCUUUUAAGGCCAGUCCUAAUUUUAAAAUGGCAAAUAAUUGCUAUCUUAUUUUUAGCUGAAAGUCUGCUAUGAAACAUUCAUGCGUUAUCUAUUGUUUUGAUUUAAAAACAGGUUAAUAGUUUUUUUUGUUGACUGAAAUCACUCUUUCAGUGUUAUAUUUUAUUGUAAGGUAACAAUUAAAUCUUACUUAAGUGCAUUAUUUUAAAAGUUAAUCAUGAUAAGUUCAUAUAUCGCCUGCAUGUCAUGCAUACAGCUAUUUCGAGAAAGAUUGUUGGAAAAAAAGCACGCGACGAUCCCGAAAGCUAUUGUGGGUGGUUUUAAGUUCCCUGUUUCCAAAGAAAUUUGAAAGAGUGGCUCAAGAGGCCAUGGACGUAUGUUUACGAGUACUAAAGGAGAGCAACAAAAUUAGGUUUGACAGCUACAGUGUCAGGAACAGUGUAUUGACCAUAUCCCAUACUACCUUUCGGGAUUGUCGCGUGCACAUUUGUUGUCCGAGGUCUUUGACCGGCAACCUUUCUCGAAAGAGCUGUAUACACUUGGGCCUUGCAGUUUCUAAGGCGCAAGGGCUUAAAUCAGUGAAACAUCAUGCUUUAAUUAUUUCAGCGCGCAUGUAAACAGGUUUCUUAAUGUAAGACCAUAAGACGUGAGCGCGCUUUCACCUUUAGCAUCAGAAUUCUGUGGAGGGUCACAAAUAAAUGUUGGAGGGACAAAAUUGGGGGGAAGGGGAGAAAAUAAACGGGCGUAGCUGCCCCUUUCUCUCCCCAAAUUUCUACUCGGCUUCAGGCUUAGCUUUCCUUUUGUCAUUUCUUAAGCCAGAAGCUCUACCCAAUGGCAAGUACAUAUCCAAUGGGCAUGCACGCCCUUUUUUUUAAUCAGCCAUCCAACUACCAGAUACCGAGCCUGCAUGUGCGUCGGAAAUAUGUGCUAAGGGGCUGUUUACAUUGAGGGAGGGAGAUCCUAGAAGGCGGAACAACUUUAAGUCGGGUUUACAUGCAGAAAUUUCGGUCCGUGUUGUGCCCAAGUGGAGAAGGGUCGAGAAAGAAUUAAAAAUGGAGGGUGACAAAAAACAAAAAUGCAAUUUGGACCCUUCUGCUUUCUUUGCUGGCGUUGAUAACUACCUUUCAACAGAAUUAUCAUAAUAAUCAGCUCAUGGUAACACCAAACGAAAUGGUCGGCCUUUAUAUUGCCAUGAUUAGCCACUGAACGACCUGCCGCCAUUUUUUGAUGGUUUUUCCCUAGUACUUAAGGAUCUUUCUAGAGAAGGCAGUUUACAUGGUGCUAGGAUCUUUCUAGUUCUAGGAAAAUCCUAUAGCGUUUUUAACGAGUACAACCCUUUGUAUUGAUAUCGAAAACAGAAAACAAAUGCCGGAACGAUGGUCCGCCUUCUAGGAUCUUUCUGGUACUAGGAUCUUCCUCCCUCCAUGUAAACAGCCUCUAAAUAUAUUUGCAGAUCAGUACAUUUAGCACCAACGAACAAAAAUAAAAUUAUGCUCUGGUAGGGGAUCCAGGAUAGACUAAAGAUACAAGGGUACAUAAAUUUGGAAUUUUGUGAAACGUCCCCCUCAUCUCAAUAUUAACCUUAUUUAUUGGUAAUGAUAUUUAACUAAAAAAAAGACCGAAGUAUAAGUGUGAUUAAUUUUCCAUUGAAAGCCUGUCGUUACCUUAAGUUCCAGUUGAUAACUUAUUAUGAUGUUCUGUUUUGUUAGGAAGCCGAGUUUGACUGGGACUCAAAACUCCAAGGUAUGAAACUUUUCAGAUAUGCCUCGACGGUUGCUAAUUUGUAGUGCCAAACAUCUUUACUCAUAUAGAGACAAUUUGCACAAGAAAUCGCGCUAAAACCCCGCCUAAGAGAGCAAGGUUGAAGUUCUUGGCUCAAAAAUGUCUUUGCUUAAGUUUACUUAUGUUCCUCCAAGUCGUCUUGCUAAAGAACAAUCAUAUGAUUUUAUUCAUAGGUAUUGUCUUAGGUUCAUUCUACUAUGGUUACGCCUUCCUACAGAUUCCUGGCGGCUACCUCGCACUCAAGCUUGGCGGCACCAGGAUAUUUGGAUAUGCCAUUUUCUUGGCCUCCAUGUUGACUCUCCUGACUCCUGUGGCUACUCGGUACAGUGUAUAUGGAUUAAUAGCUGUCAGAGCAGGAGAAGGACUUAUGCUGGUAUGCCCGGAAUACCUUUUUUUAAUACGAGACUCCAAUAGCAAAGACUGAGGCUACGUUCAAACCACACAAGACGAAUUUUCUUGCGAUCGGUCGAUCGAGGUUGAAGAUUAUUGCUUUUAGGCGUUCUAUUAACACAAAACUAUUUUCACCGUACGAAAAUUUAGACGGCUAGCCGUUCUAAAAUUUUGAAUGCCAAAAUCGAGGUCAAAUUUCUAGACAAUAAUGUCGAAAAUAUGACCAGCGCGGUGUGAUUACCAUGACCAUCUAAAGUUUUUGUACCCCAAAGGUAUUGGUUGAAUAGACGCUAGGUCACCCAGCUGGGAGACGCUCAUUUAAAAUUUGCUAAGUAGCGCUCUGUGCAUGGGUAAAACCACUGAUGAAAGUUUCAAAAAUUGAAGCCGGUUUUCAUUUCCGUAAACAGAGCAAAUAUAUGGAAAAGUUCAGUGUGUACGAAUCGUCCGGUCAAAUUUUUCAGCCGGUCGAAAAUUCGUCCGCUGCCGUGUAAACAUAGCCUAAGAGCUGAGAAACUUUCCAGUUAAUCAGUUCUAAAACAGGACAUUAAUUGUCCUCCUAACUGAACAUUUGAGUAUGUGGACCAAAUUCUUGAUCAGCCUAUCAUGUAACCAUUCAAACUAAACCUCUUUAACAGUACUUUCACUGAGUACUAUUUGAUUAGUCUGUAGUUGUAAUUUUUGAGCCUGUGUAUAAAAUCCUAUGGUGUACCAUUCAGAUGAAAGAUCUUCUGUUCAGCAGUACCUUGUCUUAGUACGUUUUGUGUUACUGCUGUGCCGAAAAUGAAAUGUAGGGUGAUGUACUUUUUUGACUUAUCGCUUAGGGCGCUGUCUUUCCAUGUAACCACGCAAUAUGGAGUAAAUGGGCUCCGCCUUUGGAGAGAACAACACUCGUCACCAUGGCUAUUUCAGGUGAGACUGCACGGAGCUUGCCAUCUUUAAAUAUUGGAGUAGUAGCAGCGAGUAUUAUCUCCCUGGUCAAAUUUUUAGUUGAGCUGCUAGUCCAUGAUGUCCUUUGAGGCUAAGAAGAACAUAAAUAGGAAAUUUAUUAUUGAAGAGUAAAUCGAAAUUUGCUGCUGUGCUGAAGAAUCUUUUUUGUCUUAGUUUUUCAGAAAAUGGCACCGCUACGCAGCUAUUAUGACAUUGCUGUCUAAUUAUUUUUGUCAUUUAUUUUUUUAAAUUUUUUUUUCAGGUUAAUUUGUAAUUGCGUAAAUUGCUAUUACAACAGCGACGAGAAUAUCAUCAUUUAACAUGGAAUCCGCAGCUUAUACCAUCUUCAUUCCAUGUAUCAUUUAUAAAAUGAACUCAACAAAUUGGCGUGCUCCCAAUUUGUGGGUCUUCAUAGCUCAUCUGGUAUAGCGCUGCAAAGGCCAUAGGCUGGAAUACCAACGAAGCACCCAAAAGUUUGUUUUGAUCUGAUUCGCAAUUGCUUAAAAAGCUACUACUACUGCGACGAUCAUAUCUUCAUUUGACUGAAAAUCUCUUUUUAUUAUUGUCUAUUAGGUUGUCACGUGGGCACCAUCAUAACCAUGCCAUUAUCUGGACUGUUAACAAUGUAUGGUUUUGAUGGAGGCUGGGCAUCGGUAUUUUAUUGCUUCGGUGAGUCCAGCGUCGAGAAAAACCAAGAAAAUAAGUAUCAUGGCAUUUAACAUUGUUAAUUUAACAUUUAUAAGGUGAAAUUAAGGAUUGAAAAACUAGAAGUUUUAUCAGACAUCUAAACAUUUUAUGGUGAAAUGAUUUCCUCUAUGAAUAGAACGCUUCCCACUUCGUAUCUGGUGGUUAGGACUUAAAUUUGGUCAGGCUAUGCAUUAUGGCGUUUUAGCUUCUCACUUUCUCUAUCUACCAAUGUCCAUACAUCCUAAAUGGGUACCUGCAAUAAAGGCCCUAAAGCAAAGCCGUUUUUGAGGCUAUUUUCUUUUUAAUACGCCUUAAAGCAACCAAAUUUGUCUUGCUAAUUGUCUAAGUUAUGGAAGAAUAACCUCUGGUAGCAAUAUAUACUCCUAACUGCUACAUUAUGUUGUCAUGCAGGAGCGGCUGGAAUACUGUGGUUCGUAGCCUGGCAGCUGGUUGUUCACGAUUCACCUUCAGUACAUCCAACUAUUUCAGAAGAUGAGAGAAAUUACAUCGAACGAAGCUUUGAUAAAGGAAACGUAAGUCAGAAUAUUGUGUGGCAUUAAGGUCACAACUACAUAAUUAUAUGUUCUUAAAACAUACGUCUUGCAGUCAAAAUAGCAAGUCUUUUAAAAUUAUAUAUGACUUAGUUUAAAGUCAGAUAAUCAUGAGAUAAAUUAAAGGAAAAAUGUUAACGUUUUCUCCAGAAAAACUACAUCUCAUUUAGAGUGGAGAGAAGAAAAAUCAACCUUCGGACCAGUCAUAUAGUGAUUUUUUGAUUUAGAACAAAAAAGAAUUAAGUCGAUCGACUAUGAAACAAAGUGGGGGUCAAAACUCAUGAGUAAAAACUACAAUUCUGACCCGCUCAGAGACAUUUGUUGAGAUAGACAUUCAUCAUAUAUGAUAAUAUCAUGUGUCGUCGAAGUAGCCAGUGAGACCGCGCGCUGCUACCGCAUUGUCAAGCGAUGCAUACGUUUCGAUAGUUACGUUGUUCUAUUUUAAUUUAAGUUGUUUUGUUUACGAUUUAGGAAAAUGCAGCGAUUCCAUGGAAGUCCAUUCUGACAUCAGUUCCGGUGUGGGGAAUUAUGUUUGGCAACCUGUCCUCAGACUGGGGGCUAUACACCAUUCUUAUCUGCUUGCCAAUGUUCCUUCUUGAUAUCUUACACUUCGAUAUACAGACGGUAUGCAAACCUCAAAGGCAAAACAUUGAUUGAUAGAUGGUAUAGACUAAUUGUUUGACCACUUGAUUUCAUGUUCGAAAGGCUACGGUUACCUCUGUAUGGAAAUCUGUCCAUUCCAAACAUUAGCUUUGGUCCAGACAAGAGAGAAUAGAUUAUUUUCUUUUGGUACAGACUAGCAUAAGAGACCUUUAGAUUCUAAGACGAGGACGACUGCGAGAACGAGAUUUUCUGAAUUGCAAUACUAAGAACUGCGCGAGCGUGAAUCAGCCUCACUUUGGCGGGAAAACGUUUUACGAUCGAUAGAGCGUUUAACCUCAUUCAAUAAUAAUAACCUUAUAGACUUUUCGGGUGCAGAAAAGCGAAAAGAAGCAUUCCAGGGUGUCUAUUUAAUUUUUUUAAGAAUAAGUAAAAAAAACUUUCUCAAAUCUCGUCCUGGUUGUCGUCCUCGAAUCUAAAUGCUUCUGAAUAAGAAAUAACCUCUGUAAUGGGGAACUUGCGUUCCUCCUUUUUACGCUCGUAUUAAGGACGUUCGACUGUAAGAUGGCAAGAGAGAAUGAUCUAAGCUCAUUCUCUCUUGAAGAUGGCUGUUCGUUUGUUUGUAUUUAUUUGAUCCUCAACCACCAUUUAUUAUUUACAAAAUAAACAUUAGCUGUUCACAUUGGAUCUUUAGAAUUAUUUUUAAAAAGUUGAUUUACUAGCAAUCAUAGAAGUGUCCACUAUUUUGGACCGGUUGAUUAUUCCCUUAUCUUACUUGAGCGCAGAUGGGUUUCCUCGCUGCCACGCCGUUCUUGGUGAAAGCUCUCUCGGGCCCCUUUGGUGGCAUUACGGCUGAUCUCUUGCAAAGGAGAGGACUAAGUACCAGAUCUGUCAGAAGGCUAUAUUUUGCUGUUGGUAAGGAUAGUCUUGAAACUCGGGCUUUAGUCUAACAAGGAGCGAUCUACCGGCUCUUGGGCUCUGCUUUAGAGAAGGGAAUGUUGAGGGGGCGGGGGGGGGGGGGGGGGUGGGGUGUAGGAUGAAAUUUUAGAGAUUUAUUUAAUUUCCCAAAGCCAUCACUCAAACUCAAAAAAGUUUUGACUUAGUUUUCCCUAAUUACCCUUUUACUAAAAUAGCAAAAACAACGGAUUCUAACAAAUUUAGAUCCCAACAAAACCAAAAAAGCCUUCGUUUUCCCUAAUUAUCCAUUUUAUAAACCACGCAUAAUAUAAGGCUCUGAACAUCAUUGACGUCAACCAAUCACAAGACUGCUUUUGAUCAUAUUUGCAUGAAAAAGGCGCGUCAGAAAUAUUUUAUUAUUAUCAUUAUUAUUAUUAUUAUUAUUAUUAUUAUUACUAUUAUCAUCAUCUAACAUGACAACUUUAUUUCAUAUUCUAUUUACUGGCCCCUGUUGGGUACAUCUCAAUUCUAUUCAGUUCGAAGUUCCAACAAAUUAAUUCUUUAUCCUUAACAUUUUCUUUAAUCUCAGGCGCCUUGGGAGCAGGCACAUUCAUUGUUGCCGCGGGUUACGCCAAAACAGCCACAAUAGCGGUCACGUGUAUGUGUAUCGGCGUCGCUGCCUCUGGAUUGAUGCAUUCUGGGUAUAAUGUUAACAUGUUAGAUAUUGCUCCGCGGUAUGCUUGUAUAAUCAUGGGUCUGACCAACACAGUGGGAACAAUAACUGGUUUUCUCAGUCCUAUGAUGGUUGGAUUUAUUACUGUGAAUAAGGUCAGUGACUUACAUUCAACAGAUCCUCCAACGAUUUUUUCAACGUUAAUUUUGAUAUGGGCCAUUUAGUGAAAUUCCGUCAACACAGCUGCAAACAGAGACUAUAAAUACUGAAAUCUUCUGUUAUAUUAGGCCCAGUCCUCUGUUAUAAGCUACCCCUUCUCUCUUUUAAGCCACCUCCCCUCCCUUCCUCCGUAUUCUUAACUGAUAGACUGUAUUAAUUAAUCACCCCUAUAACACUUCAUGUGAAAUGAUCAUCCAGUACGGUUUAUUCAUGAGGUGGAAGUUCGGAUUUGAUUUUCGGCUUCAUGACCUCCAACUUCUUGUAGUUGAGCUUUCCCACUUUGCAUUCUAGUUCUUUAUGGAGAAUUGAUACCAUCCUCUUCCCUAAAUUAAUUAAGUUUGGUGCCCCUUCCCCCCACCCGCCACAAACAUUCUUUAAAUGAAUAAGCCCCUUUAAGGGAUAUUAUUAUUCAUUCAAAAUAUUUCCUCAAUUCUGAUUGGCUAAAAGCACACGCAUAAUUCACCAUAACCAGUUACUGAUGACCAGAUUUGAAAGAAUUUUGUGUUUAACAAGGAAAUGACAUCAAAAAUGCGGCCUUCUACAGGUUAAUGCACCGUUGACCAAGAAGACCUGGGAAGGAGGUUGGGUUUGUUUUGGUUGUGAACUUGAAAAAUGGCGGACAUUUCACUCGUUUAUAAGAGUAAGAACUAGGCGAAAAAUAGCUAAAAACAUGGCAAGAACAGCAAGAAGACAACUCGAAGGGCGGCAUCUGCUAUUUGGAGAAUAUUUGCGGAGCUGAACAACCCUAAACGUGCACUAUCGAAGAUGAACUUAACAUUUGGCUUUCGUAUCAUAUGAAGAAUUAUGGAGAUCUCGGAGGGUGUUAUCCGUCGACGCCGUAACACCCUCCUUGAUUUCCAUAAUUCUUCAUAAGAUACUCAGCCCCAUUCAUUAAUUGUUCAAUAAAAUUGCCAAGUUUAAAAGUGAUUUGUUUAAAAGGAAGAAAACUCGUAAGAUUUUACCACCGUUUGUAGGGUGAGGGACAUCUACUUACCACUUACCAGUCUUACCAUACAAUCGUCUGCCGGUAAAACUUCGCUAGCUUUGGAGAGCUAUACCUUCGCUAAACGUUUGGCGUAUCACUUCCAAACUUGGCAAGUUUACAAUACUAGGGACUCUUUUCGGCGGCGUGGACGGAUUUUCGCCGAGUGAUCUCCGCCAUCCAUCAAAACAUGAAGAAAAAAGUUCGUGAUUUCAUGGUAUUUUUUUUCUAAACACACUGUUGUCCAACAUUUUUUAGCUGACAAAAGAGCGUUUUUUUCUCCCACUUUAGAAAGCUGAAGAAUGGCGGACAGUGUUCUGGAUCACGUUUGUUAUAUAUGUCGUAGGAAUGUUUCUCUUUUGUCUGUUGAUGUCGGCCGAGUUGCAGCCAUGGGCGACAGGCCGUGAGGGUCCGAAAAAAGAAGGCAGAGAGGAAUUACACAUGGCAGAGCAAAGUUAA
This is a messenger RNA of Porites evermanni, 8550 nucleotides long. The record is from the annotation of a GenBank genome assembly. NCBI's taxonomy places the organism in Eukaryota, Metazoa, Cnidaria, Anthozoa, Scleractinia, Poritidae.